Molecule: messenger RNA, 1750 nt
Organism: Rhinolophus ferrumequinum (greater horseshoe bat)
Lineage: Eukaryota; Metazoa; Chordata; Mammalia; Chiroptera; Rhinolophidae
Product: multiple epidermal growth factor-like domains protein 11
Exons: 12
Coding region: 233-1750 (505 amino acids)
Source: RefSeq, a predicted model, not a curated record
GGAAGUUACUGAGAAACAGUAACUUUGGCCAAAAAUGACCGCGACGUUCUCUGGGGUUCACUUCUAAAGAAAAAGAGAACGGAGGCCACGUUUCCCAGAGGACCUUAGUGGGGGUAGUCCAAAGCAGCCGUAGCGGGUCCAGUUACAGCAGCAAAGGUCACAUGCUUCAGCCCAGACAGGACAAGGAUCCGGCACAUUCUCUGGUGAAGACUUUCCCAGUCACCGCUCCAACAUGCCGCAGCCUGGGCUUUGGAUGGUGCUGGCCCCUCUACUGGCUGCCUUCAAUGCAAGGACGGCCAUCCUCUCUCCCUGCAGUGGGGCCCACUGCCAUCUCCUGUGCCUUGUCAUCUGCUUGCUAGGCCAGCACUGCAUGACUGGAAGCUGCCUGCAGUGCCCUGCAGGCUUUUACCGCCUGGGUGGCAGGUCAGCUCUGCAGCUGUGCCCCACUGGAGCCUGCGAUGCACUCCCAGGACUCUCAGACAGCAAGGACAGCCAGCAGUACCUGCCUGGACAGGAGCCAAGCUCGCAGCAUGCUGGCUGUGUCUUCUGUCCUCUGCGCUACUUCACAGAUGGAGGCCUCGGUGUCCAGCCCUGCCCCACAGGCCACUUCUGCGCAGACGAUGCUGCCAGGAGCUCCAAGGGCAAGAGGGAGACACCCCACCCCAACACCAGCUUCUGCUGGGCAGUUCUCAGCCAUUGUCUACAGUGCCCAGCAGGACACUUCUGCCCCAGCAGAGCCACCCACCCCAUCCCGUGCCAGCCGGGCACAUUCAACCCCCGCCCGGGCCAGGAUGAAGCUGCAGACUGCGUUCCGUGCCCAGCAGGCAGGGCCUGUACCCAGGCUGGGCUGACUCAGCCAGACACCAAGUGCACGCUGGGGUACAUGUGCCCAGUGGGCUCUUCUAGCCCCCACGCCCAUACCCACACCUGCCCGGCCGGGACCUUCAGCAGGCACCAUAGCCUCUCCUCCCUGUUGCAGUGUAAGACCUGCCCCGCAGGACUGGCCUGCCCUCCAGGAACUGGGGGUCCAAACUGGCCCCCCACCCCCUGCCCAGCUGGCCAUUAUUGCCCUCCGGGAACCAAACAGCCAACCCAGUUCCAGUGUCCCCCGGGCACCUGGAGUAACCGGACCAGACUGACCACAGGCGAGGAGUGUGCACCCUGUCCCAGGGGCUGGUUCUGCGUCAGUGGAGCCCAGGUGCCCUCAGGGGCAUGCAGAGCUGGACAUUACUGCCCACAAGGUACAAAGUGGGGCACCCAGUUCCCCUGCCCAGCAGGCACCUACAGCUCUCAGGCAGGCAACGGCCAGAUGGAAGACUGCCUGCCCUGCCCUCCAGGGGCCUUCUGCCCCAGCGGGGCCCCCAAGCCUGUGCUCUGCCCACGGGGGACCUCCCGCCAGAGUCCAGGUGCAAGGCUGGCUGUGGCCUGUGUGCUGUGCCCCUCUGGUCACCACUGCCCUGAGCUGGGCACCGCCACUCCACGGCCAUGUGGUGCUGGAAGCUUCUCAGGUCCCGGCCGUCUCUGGUGCCAGGAGUGCCCAGGUGGAAAACUCUGCAACCAGACAAAGCUGGCUGGACCCACGGCAUGUCCCCCCGGGCACUACUGCCCAGCACAGGGCCUGCUGUCCAUCCCCUGCCCCAUGGUAAGAAGCAUCCUCGCCCCUUCUCGAGUCUUCACUUUUGCACAGGAAAGCUCUGGGGGCAUGGGCCCCGUGCUGGUGGGUGGGAUGGGUGACAUCUCUUCACUGUGA